Messenger RNA from Trypanosoma brucei brucei TREU927, 1080 nucleotides. Its product is annotated as membrane protein YIP1, putative. Bases 1 to 1080 code for a protein of 359 amino acids. The transcript has a single exon. NCBI's taxonomy places the organism in Eukaryota, Euglenozoa, Kinetoplastea, Trypanosomatida, Trypanosomatidae. Gene Ontology annotation, cellular component: trans-Golgi network. The record is from RefSeq and is a predicted model, not a curated record. Gene Ontology annotation, biological process: endoplasmic reticulum to Golgi vesicle-mediated transport; vesicle fusion with Golgi apparatus.
AUGAACCCAAUACGGCAACAACAGCAACAGCAACAGCAACAAUACCAGCAUCCGUAUCAGUACCCGCAGCAACAAAUGCAAGCGCAACCUCCUAAAGUAGCUUCGGCAACGCCGUACUUUUCACGGCCGGCAUCGUGCGCAUCGCCCAAAGCCUUUCGCACAGGCUCAGAUAGGAACAGCUUCCAAAGUAGCCCCUCCCAUUUCGUGAGUGGAACCCAAUCACCGAAACCUACUGCUGCUCAUCCAUUCAUUCAGAUGCCGGUAGCAACGACUGUGCCUCUAAUGAAUCCAGCGGUACCGGUGUUCCAUGACUAUUCCCCAAAAGGUCAACAGCUCCCCUUGCAGGGCACGUCGUGGCACCAACGAACCUCCUCAACGGGUCCACCACCAACACCACCCCCAACGUCGUAUUCCCCAACCCAACCGGGAUUCUUCGGGAAUUUGUUGCAGACACUUGCAUUGCGGAAUAUGAUGACAGCCUUUAACAACGAAAGCGGAGUCGACACCUCACAAGGACAAGUUCCACUGCACCAGCAGCGUUUCGGAUACCCCGAAGAUGAUCUUCCACUACUGGACGAACUGGGAAUAUUUCCUCACGAAAUACGGGCCAACGCACUUGCCGUCCUUAACCCAUUUAGAGAGAUGGGGGAAAACGUUUCUGACAGCAUGGAUCUCGCAGGACCCAUAGUAUUCGCCGUUCUUCUUGCGAUUUUGCUUUCACUUCGGGGCAGCAUGCGGUUCAGUACCAUUUACGGGCAGUUCGUUAUUGGUGUUAUAUUCAUGAGAGUCCUGCUCUCGCUCAUGACAGAAAAUGCGGUGUCGUUGCAGUUCGUCAUCAGCGCGUUAGGCUAUGGUUUGAUUCCUAAUGUUUUUCUCGCAGCUUCGCAGUCACUGAUGUAUUGGUUAUUUGGGUAUGUCGGUAAAACGAUGUUGGUGCCUGCCUUGUUGGCCGUUCUUUGGUCCGCGUGGUGCGCAACGUCGAUGUUGGUGAGAGGUUUCCACAUGGAGAAGCAGAGAUAUCUCAUCAUGUACCCACUGUCCCUCUUCUACGCGGUCUUCGCCACACUAACAAUAUUUUAG